Trichoderma virens Gv29-8 is the source of this 1437-nucleotide messenger RNA. RefSeq lists its product as uncharacterized. Bases 146 to 1078 code for a protein of 310 amino acids. The transcript has 3 exons. Gene Ontology annotation, molecular function: ADP transmembrane transporter activity; ATP transmembrane transporter activity; NAD transmembrane transporter activity. NCBI's taxonomy places the organism in Eukaryota, Fungi, Ascomycota, Sordariomycetes, Hypocreales, Hypocreaceae. The record is from RefSeq and is a predicted model, not a curated record. Gene Ontology annotation, cellular component: peroxisomal membrane.
CCGAGAAACGCCGUUUUACUCUUGCGUCGUCUUAUCGCCGGGUAUCAAUUCGAUAGCAAAGUCACUGGUCACAGAGGCCUCGCAGCACUGCAACAUCGACAAAGUCAUCCAAGCCGCCGAUUCAGUUCCUCGACAGUUCAGCACUAUGGCUUCCAAGUCUCCGAUUCCCCAGAACGACAAUGUCGCACAUGCCCUGGCCGGCGCUGGCGGCGGCAUUUUGUCCAUGAUUUUGACCUACCCCCUCAUCACCCUCUCUACCAGAGCCCAGGUCGAGUCGAAAAAAGCCGAGAGCAAGUUCACCGAGGCCAUCCAGAAAAUCAUCGCGCGCGAGGGCGUCUCGGGCCUCUACUCGGGCAUCAACUCGGCUCUGUUUGGCAUCAGCGUCACCAACUUCAUCUACUACUACUGGUACGAAUGGACCCGGGCCUUCUUUGAAAAGGCCGCCGCCCGCGCCGGCCGUGCCAGCAAGAAGCUCACCACGAUCGAGUCCAUGAUCGCCGGUGCCAUUGCCGGCUCCGCGACCGUCAUCAUCACCAACCCCAUCUGGGUUGUCAACACGCGCAUCACCACGCGCCGACAGGACCCAGAUCUCGAGGCCGGUGCUGGCGGCAAGCCAAGCAAGGCUCCCACCACGCUGGGAACCCUCAUGGCCCUCUUGAAGAACGAGGGACCCCGGGCCUUGUUUGCCGGAGUCAUUCCAGCGCUGGUGCUGGUCAUCAACCCUAUUCUUCAGUACACGCUCUUUGAGCAAAUGAAGAAUACCGUGGAGAAGAAGAGGAAGAUCACGCCCACAAUGGCGUUCGUGCUAGGAGCUUUGGGCAAGCUCUUUGCAACUUCAGUGACAUAUCCCUACAUCACUGUAAAGAGCCAGAUGCACGUCGCUGCCCAUAGCGAAAAGAAGGAGGGCAUGUCUCAGACUUUGAGUCGUGUCGUUAAAGAGGAAGGCUAUUCUGGUCUAUACAAGGGCAUUGGCCCGAAGGUUACUCAGAGCGUCCUAACAGCGGCCUUCCUCUUUGCCUUCAAGGAUGUUCUCUAUGAGCAGAUGGUGAGGCUCAGGAUGGGCCGCAAGAAGGCGUAAGCUACUCCUACUGCAAUUAGUGGUCGCUUCUACCACACAAAAGCAUGCACUCUCUUCUUCCAACAGCUUGUAUCACAGUAUCAGACGCUGGCUUGGGGGGUCAAUAGAUAGGGGCCGCAAUUUUCUUCGGCUGUACCAUUAGUGUACCAUCACCAUAGGCAAGGUGAAUUUACGUAAGGGCAGUUGAUAUCCCUGGAGGUAUAGAGUGGGUUUCUGGAACGAGUUCAAACGAAUUUUAGGUUGAUGGAUGUAUGUCACGAAUGGAUACCUUGGGACCUCUUCUUUCUUUCUCUUCUUCUUAGCAUCUCUUACAUAGGCUCCGGGAGCAAAGAAAAUAAGAGAUGGGAUUUUAAUAAGUC